Molecule: messenger RNA, 5868 nt
Organism: Salarias fasciatus (jewelled blenny)
Lineage: Eukaryota; Metazoa; Chordata; Actinopteri; Blenniiformes; Blenniidae
Product: myosin heavy chain, fast skeletal muscle-like
Exons: 38
Coding region: 1-5868 (1955 amino acids)
Cellular component (GO): myosin filament; cytoplasm; myosin II complex
Molecular function (GO): microfilament motor activity; ATP binding; actin filament binding
Source: RefSeq, a predicted model, not a curated record
AUGAGCAGUGACGCGGAGAUGGCCCAGUAUGGGCCGGCAGCCAUCUUUCUCCGGAAACCCGAGAAGGAGCGGGUGGAGGCCCAGAACCGGCCGUUUGACGCCAGAACCGCCUGCUUCGUGCCCGACGCCAAGGAGCUCUACAUCAAGGGCGUGAUCCAGAACAAGGAGGGGGGUCAGGUGACCGUGAAGACGGCCGCCGACGAGACCGUGACGGUGAAGGAGGAGGACUGCCACCCCAUGAACCCCCCCAAGUACGAUAAGAUCGAGGACAUGGCCAUGAUGACGCACCUGAACGAGCCGUCGGUGCUCUUCAACCUGAAGGACCGCUACGCCGCCUGGAUGAUCUACACCUACUCCGGCCUCUUCUGCGUCACGGUCAACCCCUACAAGUGGCUGCCGGUCUACGACCCCCAGGUGGUGCAGGCCUACCGGGGCAAGAAGAGGAUGGAGGCUCCGCCCCACAUCUUCUCCGUCUCCGACAACGCCUACCAGAACAUGCUGACAGAUCGGGAGAACCAGUCGGUCCUGAUCACCGGAGAAUCCGGAGCAGGAAAGACCGUCAACACCAAACGCGUCAUUCAGUACUUCGCCACCAUCGCCGUGGCGGGAGGCGGGGACAAGAAGGAGGCGGCGCCCGGCAAGAUGCAGGGGACCCUGGAGGACCAGAUCAUUUCGGCCAACCCCCUGCUGGAGGCCUUCGGGAACGCCAAGACCGUGAGGAACGACAACUCGUCCCGCUUUGGCAAGUUCAUCAGGAUCCACUUCGGGACCACGGGGAAGCUGGCGUCUGCCGACAUCGAGACAUACCUGUUGGAGAAGUCCAGGGUGACGUUCCAGCUGAGCGAGGAGCGGAGCUACCACAUCUUCUACCAGAUCCAGACCGGCCACAAGCCGGAGCUCAUCGAGAUGCUCCUCAUCACCACCAACCCCUACGACUUCCCCAUGAUCAGCCAGGGCCAGAUCACCGUGGCCAGCAUCGACGACCGCGAGGAGCUGCUGGCCACCGACACGGCCACCGACGUCCUUGGCUUCACCAACGACGAGAAGAUGUCCAUCUACAAGCUGACGGGCGCCGUGAUGCAUUAUGGGAACAUGAAGUUCAAGCAGAAGCAGCGGGAGGAGCAGGCGGAGCCGGACGGCACCGAGGUGGCAGAUAAGGUGGCCUUCCUGAUGGGGCUGAACUCAGCCGACCUGCUGAAGGGGCUCUGCUACCCCCGCGUCAAGGUGGGCAACGAGUACGUCACCAAAGGACAGACCGUCCCCCAGGUCACCAAUGCGGUCAGCGCUCUGGCCAAGUCCGUGUAUGAGAAGAUGUUCCUGUGGAUGGUGAUCCGGAUCAACGAGAUGCUGGACACCAAGCAGCCCCGGCAGUUCUUCAUCGGAGUCCUGGACAUCGCCGGAUUUGAGAUCUUUGACUACAACAGCAUGGAGCAGCUCUGCAUCAACUUCACCAACGAGAAGCUGCAGCAGUUCUUCAACCACCACAUGUUCGUGCUGGAGCAGGAGGAGUACAAGAAGGAGGGCAUCGACUGGGAGUUCAUCGACUUCGGCAUGGACCUGGCCGCCUGCAUCGAGCUCAUCGAGAAGCCGAUGGGGAUCUUCUCCAUCCUGGAGGAGGAGUGCAUGUUCCCCAAGGCCUCCGACACAUCCUUCAAGAACAAGCUGUACGACCAGCACCUGGGGAAGAACAACGCCUUCCAGAAGCCCAAGGUGGUGAAAGGCAAGCCCGAGGCCCACUUCACGCUGGUGCACUACGCCGGCACGGUGGACUACAACAUCAGCGGCUGGCUGGAGAAGAACAAGGACCCGCUCAACGAGUCGGUGGUGCAGCUCUACCAGAAGUCCUCCAUGAAGCUGCUGGCCUACCUGUACGCCUCCUUCUCCGGCGCCGAAGCAGAAUCCGGUGGUGAGGCUGGAAAAGGAGGGAAGAAAGCGGCGAAGAAGAAGGGCGGCUCGUUCCAGACGGUGUCGGCAGUGUUCAGGGAGAACCUGGGGAAGCUGAUGACCAACCUGAGGAGCACCCACCCCCACUUCGUCCGCUGCCUGAUCCCCAACGAGGUCAAGACUCCAGGCAUCAUGGACAACCACCUGGUCAUCCACCAGCUGCGCUGCAACGGCGUGCUGGAGGGAAUCCGCAUCUGCAGGAAGGGCUUCCCCAGCAGGAUCCUCUACGCAGACUUCAAGCAGAGGUACCGGAUCCUCAACGCCAGCGCCAUCCCCGAGGGACAGUUCAUGGACGGGAAGAAGGCCUCAGAGAAGCUGCUGGGCUCCAUCGACGUGGACCACACCCAGUACCGCUUCGGCUCCACCAAGGUGUUCUUCAAAGCCGGCCUGCUGGGAACUCUGGAGGAGCUGCGGGACGAGAAGCUGGCCUCGCUGGUGACCCAGACCCAGGCCGUGUGCCGCGGGUACCUGAUGAGGAAAGAGUUCUCCAACCUCAUCGCGCAGAGGGACUGCGUCUGGAUCCUGCAGUACAACCUGCGCUCCUUCAUGAACGUCAAGCACUGGCCCUGGAUGAAGCUGUUCUUCAAGAUCAAGCCGCUGCUGAAGAGCGCCGAGACGGAGAAGGAGAUGGCCACCAUGAAGGAGGACUUCGUCCGCUGCAAGGAGGACCUGCUGAAGUCCGAGUCCCGGAGGAAGGAGCUGGAGGAGAAGAUGGUCUCUCUGCUGCAGGAGAAGAACAACCUCCUGCUGCAGGUCCAGUCAGACUCGGAGAACCUGUGCGACGCCGAGGAGCGCUGCGAAGGUCUGAUCAAGAGCAAGAUCCAGCUGGAGGCCAAGCUGAAGGAGGUGACGGAGCGGCUGGAGGACGAGGAGGAGACCAACGCCGAGCUGACCGCCAAGAAGAGGAAGCUGGAGGACGAGUGCUCCGAGCUGAAGAAGGACAUCGACGACCUGGAGGUCACGCUGGCCAAGGUGGAGAAGGAGAAGCACGCCACGGAGAACAAGGUGAAGAACCUGAUGGAGGAGCUGUCCGGCCAGGACGAGAACAUCGCCAAGCUGAGCAAGGAGAAGAAGGCCCUGCAGGAGGCGCACCAGCAGAGCCUGGACGACCUGCAGGCCGAGGAGGACAAGGUCAACUCGCUGUCCAAGGCCAAGGCCAAGCUGGAGCAGCAAGUGGACGACCUGGAGGGCUCACUGGAGCAGGAGAAGAAGGUCCGCAUGGACCUGGAGCGAGCCAAGCGCAAGCUGGAGGGGGACCUGAAGCUGAGUCAGGAGUCCCUGAUGGACCUGGAGAACGACAAGCAGCAGUCCGAGGAGAAGAUCAAGAAGAAGGAGUUCGAGAACAACCAGCUGGUCAGCAAGAUGGCAGACGAGCAGGCGAUCAGCAACCAGCUGCAGAAGAAGAUGAAGGAGCUCCAUGCUCGCAUCGAGGAGCUGGAGGAGGAGGUGGAGGCCGAGCGCGCCGUCCGGGCCAAGGUGGAGAAGCAGCGGUCCGACCUGGCCCGGGAGGUGGAGGAGGUCAGCGAGCGGCUGGAGGAGGCGGGCGGAGCCACCGCUGCCCAGAUCGAGAUGAACAAGAAGCGCGAGGCGGAGUUCCUGAAGCUGCGGCGCGACCUGGAGGAGUCCACGCUGCAGCACGAGGCCACCGCCGCCGCGCUGCGCAAGAAGCAGGCGGACGGCGUGGCGGAGCUGGGCGAGCAGAUUGACAACCUGCAGCGCGUCAAGCAGAAGCUGGAGAAGGAGAAGAGCGAGCUGCGGAUGGAGAUCGACGACCUGGCGUCCAACAUGGAGGGCGUGGCCAAGGCCAAGGUCCACCUGGAGAAGACCUGCCGCUCCCUGGAAGACCAGCUGCUGGAGCUGAAGACCAAGAACGACGAGCAAGUGAGGCAGAUCUCAGAUCUGUCCAACCAGAGGGCUCGGUUCCAGACGGAGAACGCCGAGUUUUCCCGGCAGAUGGAGGAGAGAGAGAGUCUGAUCUCCCAGCUGACUCGAGGGAAGCAGGGCUUCACCACCCAGAUCGACGAGCUGAAGCGUCUGAUCGAGGAGGAGACCAAGGCGAAGAACGCCCUGGCCCACGGCCUGCAGUCGGCCCGCCACGACGGCGACCUGCUGAGGGAGCAGCUGGAGGAGGAGCAGGAGGCCAAGGCGGAGCUGCAGAGGGCGCUGUCCAAGGCCAACGGCGAGGUGGCGCUGUGGAGGAACAAAUAUGAGACGGAUGCCAUCCAGCGCACCGAGGAGCUGGAGGAGGCCAAGAAGAAGCUGGCGCAGCGCCUCCAAGAGGCCGAAGAGCAGAUCGAAGCCGUCAACUCCAAGUGUGCAUCUCUGGAGAAGACCAAGCAGCGGCUGCAGAACGAGAUGGAGGACCUGAUGGUGGACGUGGAGCGGUCCAACAGCCUGGCCGCCACGCUGGACAAGAAGCAGAGGAGCUUUGACAAGGUUUUGGCGGAGUGGAAGCAGAAGUACGAGGAGUCGCAGGCGGAGCUGGAAGGCACUCAGAAGGAGUCGCGGUCCCUCAACACCGAGCUCUUCAAGCUGAAGAACUCGUACGAGGAGGCUCUGGACCACCUGGAGACCAUGAAGAGGGAGAACAAAAACCUGCAGCAGGAGAUCUCAGACCUGACCGAGCAGCUGGGGGAAACCGGCAAGUCCGUCCACGAGCUGGAGAAGUUCAGGAAGCAGGUGGAGGUGGAGAAGUGCGACAUGCAGACGGCGCUGGAGGAGGCGGAGGCCUCUUUGGAGCAGGAGGAGUCCAAGAUCCUCCGCGUCCAGAUGGACCUGAACCAGAUCAAGGCCGAGGUGGACCGGAAGGUGGCGGAGAAGGACGAGGAGAUGGACCAGAUGAAGAGGAACCACCAGAGGGCGAUGGAGUCCAUGCAGGCCACGCUGGACGCCGAGGUCCGGAGCCGCAACGACGCCCUGAGGGUGAAGAAGAAGAUGGAGGGAGACCUGAACGAGAUGGAGAUCCAGCUGAGCCACGCCAACCGGCAGGCGGCCGAGGCCCAGAAGCAGCUGAGGAACCUCCAGGGCCAGCUCAAGGACACCCAGAUCCACCUGGACGACGCCGGCCGGAGCCAGGACGACAUGAAGGAGCAGGCGGCCAUGAUGGAGCGCCGCACGGCCCUGCUGACGGCGGAGGUGGAGGAGCUCCGGGCCGUGGUGGAGCAGACGGAGCGCAGCAGGAAGAUGGCGGAGCAGGAACUGGUGGACGCCAGCGAGCGCGCCGGACUCCUGCACUCCCAGAACACCAGCCUGCUGAACACCAAGAAGAAGCUGGAGGCCGACGUCACGCAGCUGCACGGGGAGAUCGAGGAGGCGGUCCAGGAGGCGCGCAAUGCCGAGGAGAAGGCCAAGAAGGCCAUCACCGAUGCGGCCAUGAUGGCCGAGGAGUUGAGGAAGGAGCAGGACACCAGCGCUCACCUGGAGAGGAUGAAGAAGAACCUGGAGGGGACGGUGAAGGACCUGCAGCAUCGCCUGGACGAGGCCGAGAACCUGGCCAUGAAGGGCGGCAAGAAGCAGCUGCAGAAGCUGGAGGCCCGGGUGCGCGAGCUGGAGACGGAGCUGGAGGCGGAGCAGAGGCGCGGCUCCGAGGCCAUCAAGGGCGUCCGCAAGUACGAAAGGAAGAUCAAGGAGCUGACCUACCAGUCUGAGGAGGACAAGAAGAACAACGUCCGUCUGCAGGACCUGGUGGACAAACUGCAGAUGAAGAUGAAGGCCUACAAGAGGCACGCCGAGGAGGCGGAGGAGCAGUCCACUGCACACAUGGCCCGCUUCCGGAAGGCGCAGCACGACCUGGAGGAGGCGGAGGAGCGCGCCGACGUGGCCGAGGCGCUGGCCAAUCGGAUGAGGGCCAAGAGCCGCGACGUCGGCUCCAAGGUGGGUGCAGAACGGGCCGGGCGGCGGCGGAGGACGAAGCGGCUGACGUGA